AUGACAAGUUUGACGACUCUUUCUUUGGCUAUCAACCAGCUUUCAGGAUCUGUUCCUCUAGAGAUCGGGAAGCUUGUCAGGCUUGAAGAACUUUUCUUGGACGUUAACCAACUCACUGGCACUGUUCCUACUUCAAUAGGGAACCUCACUUCUCUUGUUUUACUUGCACUCUCACAGAAUCAACUUACAGGCGUCAUCCCACACAAUCUUAGCCAUUGCUCCGAACUACAAUACAUUUACCUGGGAAAUAAUACACUUGAAGGAGAGAUUCCUAGUGAUAUCGGUUCUUUGUCAAAUCUGAAGCUUCUCGCACUCAGGGUCAACCACCUCAGAGGAAGCAUACCUCCAGAAAUUGGGAAACUAGUGAAUUUGAUGGCUCUCGAUUUGUCAAUCAACAAUCUUGAACAUUCUAUUCCUCCAGAGAUUGGGAAGCUUAUCCGCCUAAGAGAACUUUAUUUGUAUGAAAACCAACUCACGGGCAAAAUCCCAUUGGAGAUUGGAAACCUUUCGAAUCUGACUAUUCUUGACAUGCCUUUCAAUAAGAUUUCGGGAUCUGUUCCUUCAGAGAUUGGGAACCUUGUCAGACUCGAACAUCUUUACUUGAAUAGCAACCAAAUCACCGGCGUCAUUCCUGCCUCGAUAGGGAACUUGACUUCUCUUAUUUGGCUUCAACUCUCGUAUAAUACACUUGAAGGAAAGAUUCCGAGCGAUAUUAAAUCCUUGACAAACUUGAAAGUUCUCUCCCUAGGGGACAACCGUCUCACAGGAAUCAUUCCUCCAGAAAUUGGAAACCUCGUGAAUUUGAUUGGUCUCUAUCUGUAUAGGAACAAACUCGAAGGCUCUGUUCCACGAGGGAUCUGGAAUCUUGUCAGACUACGUGAACUUAUUUUGCAGGAUAACAAUCUCGCUGGAAUUAUACCAUCUGAGAUUGGAAACCUCGUGAAUCUAACUGUUCUCAAUUUAUUGUUCAAUGACUUUGUGGGCACAGUUCCUGCAGCGAUCGGAAACCUCACUUCCCUCACUUAUCUUGGAGUGUCAUUCAACAAUCUUGGAGGAGUCAUCCCACCCUCCAUUUGGAACCUCUCCUCUCUCAGAACCCUAGAGCUCGAGAACAACAAUUUUACUGGGUCUAUUCCGCCGGAUAUGGGCAUCACUCUUCCCCUUCUUGAAGCACUAAACAUCAACGACAACCAGUUUUACGGGCCUCUUCCAAUUUCACUGUCGAAUGCUACCAACCUCUUCAACAUUCAACUAUACAAGAACAGAUUCACAGGCACCAUACCCAGAGGUUUGGGAUCCUUACAGAAGGUAGAUCACUUUGAUCUUUGUUAUAAUCAGCUAGAAGCAAGUAAUGCUGUCGAAUGGGGCUUCCUGGAUGAUUUAGCCAACUGUAGCAGCCUGAAAUAUUUGCAAAUAACAAGCAACAAGCUCGGAGGCUUCCUGCCACGAUCGAUCGUCAAUUUUUCUACAACCCUGGAAUGGUUUGAAAUCGACGACAACAACAUAGCUGGGAGCAUUCCGGCAGAGAUCGGCAACCUGGUUUCUUUGACCUCGGUUCGGAUGAACUCGAACCUUUUCACUGGUAAAAUCCCUGCAACAGUGGGAAACCUUUCGAAUUUACAUAUAAUGGACUUGAGUAGGAACUGCUUCACAGGAGAAAUCCCAGCAACCCUUGGCAAUCUAACUCGGCUAUUCGAACUCCGCCUGCAUUCGAAUCAACUGCAAGGACCCUUACCUCCGAGUCUUGGAAACUGCCCUCUGAAUCUCUUGGAUCUUUCAGUCAACAAGUUAAAUGGCACAGUGCCGAAAGAAAUUAUGGCCAUCCCCACCCUCACCAGGUUACUUAAUGUAUCUUACAAUUCAUUGGAAGGAUCUCUGCCAUUUGAAGUUGGAAAACUAAAAAAUAUUGGUGAAUUCGACAUCUCUGGCAACAGACUAUCAGGUACAAUUCCAAGAACCCUUGGUGACUGUCAACAACUCGAUAGUCUUGACAUGGCAGGGAAUUCAUUCCAGGGAUCAAUCCCUUCGUCAUUUAGCCAGCUGAAGGGGCUCCAAUCGCUGGAUCUUUCAAGAAACAACUUGUCCGGGCUCAUACCAGAAUUUCUUGGGAAUUUUAAGUUCUUGAGCAAUCUGAAUCUCUCAUUCAACAAUUUUGAGGUAAGCUUUGUGGGGGUGUCCAAGCUCUGA
This is a messenger RNA of Musa acuminata subsp. malaccensis (wild Malaysian banana), 2187 nucleotides long. The record is from RefSeq and is a predicted model, not a curated record. Lineage: Eukaryota; Viridiplantae; Streptophyta; Magnoliopsida; Zingiberales; Musaceae.